AUUAACUCGAGAGUUCCGACAGCGGUAGCACGUUUUACUGUAAAUUAGUCUUAAAAAACGCUGUUAAUGUGUCCAAUUAGGGCGGAAGAGUGCGGAUCGCGUAAAUAACCAGAGUGAUCAUGUGGCAGUACACGUAACAAACUCAGGGGGAUAAAGACUGUAAUCGCGUUAGUGGUGCAACAAUUCCCCAGCGGUUUGGAGCAGUUAAUCAUGAUGCCUUUGGCACCGACUCCAGUUCUUCCAGUGCCAUCCAAGCCGAAAAUCGGGUUCUCGAUCGAUUCGAUAGUUGGAGGCGCGACCGGCCACAGUCCCCAAACAUCCCCAGUGCACUAUUCGGAAAGUUCAGCACCGUUGUCUCCCUCAAGCGAUGCGGAUCAGCGGCUAAACGGCUCCCCAAAGAACUAUUCGCCCCAAAGAUCGCCGAUGGGGUCACCAAAGCCGCCGAUUAUGGUUCCGGGCAUUCCGGCGCAUAGUUUGGUGCGACCGAACCCCACUUACGAUCCCAAUUUGGUGGCGAAAAAUGCCUUUUUGCAGCCGGAGAUGAUGCAUAAUCAUACCGGGCAGCAUCCGUUUGCGUUGGCGCAUUUUCAGGGAGCCGCUCUGGCUGCCGCCCUGAGCGGACAACACGGAUUUCCGGGACAACCUUCACCUCUUACCACACACACGCCACCGAGGGAUAGCUAUCCUUUGUAUCCGUGGCUCAUCAGCCGCCAUGGGAGGAUCUUUCCCCAUCGAUUUCCUGGUGGUAAGUCCCUGUCCACUCUUACCGCACUUGUCAACCCCGGACACCUUAAGACCAAGGAAACUCCAGCAAUUUAACCGUUUGAGGAUGGCGUUCUCAUACACGAUAUUUUCAAUAGUUCAUUUUGAACAUUUCCAGAAAGAAAAACCUUUAGUUUAGUGCGAUUUAAGCAACGCUUUGGCUUAAUCGUAAAUAAGUCCAUGAAAGUCAAAUCUGGGCUUCUAACCGGCCGAUCGUCGGCUCCAAUUGAAAGUUUUUUUUAUGGGAAAUAAAACAUUACUUCAAUUGCUGUCCAAUAAUCCAUUUUUUCGCUUUCUUUC
Dendroctonus ponderosae (mountain pine beetle) is the source of this 1062-nucleotide messenger RNA. Its product is annotated as homeotic protein empty spiracles-like. Bases 211 to 819 code for a protein of 202 amino acids. NCBI's taxonomy places the organism in Eukaryota, Metazoa, Arthropoda, Insecta, Coleoptera, Curculionidae. The transcript has a single exon. The record is from RefSeq and is a predicted model, not a curated record.